Phanerochaete carnosa HHB-10118-sp is the source of this 1279-nucleotide messenger RNA. RefSeq lists its product as uncharacterized. NCBI's taxonomy places the organism in Eukaryota, Fungi, Basidiomycota, Agaricomycetes, Polyporales, Phanerochaetaceae. The record is from RefSeq and is a predicted model, not a curated record. Bases 776 to 1279 code for a protein of 167 amino acids. The transcript has 2 exons.
CCGUUCCCCUCCGCUGCCUCUUGACCUCAUGCCAUGUCCGCCAUCCUAUACGUCUCCUGUUCUUGGCUAUCUUCUGAAAAAUAUUUAUCGGCAGCCAGGAUAAGAUACUCCAAUGAGACUGCUUCAGUCGCUGCGACAGCCCUCGAGUUUCCUUUUCUGCACUACUAGUAGUUGUGGAGGGACGUUCGACUACAGUACUCAUAUUCAUAGCCAGCGGCAAGAUAUGGUGAGUGACAAACGCAGCGGCAUGUGCUACGUCUGCGUUGGAGAUGAUGGCGUCGGCGCAGUGCGUAUCUGUUCCGGAGUGAGUAAUGGCUGAUUUACGAAACAAAAUCGCUGGAGACGAAAAUGCGGCUCAAGCUCGAAGGCGGAACCGCGACUACGUAACCACGGCAAGAAGUGUCCGGCGGUAUUGUGGCGUCUUAAAUCAAUUUGGCGCGAGUGUGGGCUUCGCGUUCGGUCGAACCGUAAGCUCAACAAAUCACCACGUAUCAGAACUGAGGUUGCGACUGUCGAGCAACAUAUCGAUGUAGGCCAUACAUUCUUGUCACCGCCUAACUUGCUACGCAUACGUCGGUUUUCCGAUGGAUGACUCCCAGACCGACGGUACCGCAGGCUAAUUUGUCCUGGGCGUCACUGAGCCGUACCUCCUCGUAAUACCGGCACACGAAUAGGCAGAGGUCAACCGAUUUUUCGGGCCUCCUACAGGCAGGUCUUUGAACUAUAAAUUUCCACUGCAUUUACGCCCGAUCAACUCAGAACCAAAGCAUCCCUCAUGUCGACCACUCCUACAGCUGCCAAGCCUCUCCCUGUGCGUCGCAUUGUCACAGGCCAUACACCGGACGGCAAGGCGAUCUUUGUUGAUGACGGACCCGUCGCUUCUUAUCCUUUUGGUGGCUCAAAGACCUUCACCACGGACCUAUAUUGGAUACACGGCUUUCCGCCGAGCAACGACGGAGGCUUCGAGGAUGCUGUCAAGCAGCAUGACAAUGUGAUUGUGAAUCCCACCGGGAGCACCUUCCGGGUAUUUGACAUGCCCCCACAUAGGGAAGCGAUGUUCCAUCGUACGCUCUCGCUUGACUAUGGUAUUCUCAUUAGUGGGUCCCUCACCCUAGUGCUUGACGACAACAAACGCGUCGUCAUGAAGCCCGGUGACGUUAUCGUUCAGCGUGAGACAAUUCACUCCUGGAUUAACGAGACUGAUGAAUGGACGCGCAUGUAUUUUGUCAUACUCCGUAAGCCCGUCCUGCGCAGUGUUUCAACGAGAUAUGGCCCCUAA